AUGUGGUGUAAGGAUGUCACCGAGGGAAUCAAGGUAGUCGACUUUGGAAAUGCCAUUCACUGCAUCUUUAAUGAACUUGCUCUUUACUAUAAUGAUUUCCAUCUUCAGACAUUACUGUACAGGGCACCAGAGGUUGCAUUUGGACUCCCAUUUGGACCGGAGGUUGAUAUAUGGUCAGUCGGAUGUAUUUUAGCCGAGUUGUACAUCGGAGAGCCUUUAUUCCCAGCCAAAGACAAGGAGUUUUUGUUGACAAGGAUGGUAGGCCUGCUUGGUCCGCUGCCUUGCACUCCAUUCAAUAGAGGCAAAUUCCACAAUGAAAUGAGAGGUUUCACAGGCAAGCCACAACCACCACAUGUCACUGUAAACAAGAUAAGGCAUUACUUGGGAGAUUUAACAGAUUAUAAUUUUGCUACUUUUCUGUUUGGUAUGCUAAAGUAUGAUCCAGCUGAAAGAAUGUCAGUAUCAGCAGCAUUUCAACAUCCAUUCGUUGCUCCUGAGGUUGCAGGCAGAUUCCUCUUACCUGUGUUAAGCACAUCCUCAACCUAUUCUACUCUGCAUCUUGAUCCCACUCUUUAUAGCAAAUCUCCUGAAGUAUCAGCAGAUAUUGCAAAAGAAUGUCUCUCUGGGGUUGGACUUCUCCGGAGAGGAACCUUUCGAAGGGCAGUUGCUGAGGUCUCCCCCUUCUUACCCAAACGCAAGUCAGCUUCACUGAAAGUGUGUCCGCAGACUGCCCGCACAUCAACAACACAAUAUUCACAAACAGGAAAACAAGACAAGAACGUUAUUCUAGGAACAGCUGUUGAUUUGAAGACUUCAAGAACUGGUGGGAAAUCACAUGUCAACAGGGAUGGCUUUGACUUUCACAUUCACAGUGGUGCUUAUUCUAGCAUCCACAGGGAUGCUGUCGAUCCUGACAUCCACAGUGGUAUUUCCGAUUCUCACAUCCACAGGGAUGCUGUAUAUCAUUAUGCCCACAGUGGUGUUUCUGAUUCUUGCAUCCACAGUAAUACUGUUGAUCCUGAUGUCCACAGUGCUUCUGAUUCCCACAUCCACAGGGAUGCUGUCGAUCCUCAUGUACACAGUGCCUCUGCUUCUGGAAUCCACAUUGAUCUUAGCAUUUGUGGUGGUGCCAGUGAUUCUCAUGUCCACAGUGAUGUCUUUAACUCUGACAACAACAGUAGUGCCUCUGAUUCUGGCAAUCACAGUAAUGUCAUUGAUGCUCAUGUCCACAGUGGUGCCAUUGACUCUUGCAAUGAUAAUAGUUCUUUUGUGGCAGAUUACAAAGAAUUUCAUAAUGAAGGUUUACAUAUAUCUAAUAAAGAGUGCAACAAAGGAUGGAUGGAAGACAACCAAAAUACAGAUGUUUUAUUUAUAAAUAGUGAAAAUCAGUGUGUGAAACAUUUAGAAGAGCCUGCUAUCCAACAGAAUGUAAACCCAUCAAGAGGGGGUUAUCGUAAGCGUAAGGCUUGUAGCUAUAUCCACAGUUCCAGCUCCCCACCUGCCAUUGAACAUACCUUGCCUCUACGGAAGGAAUCUGGAUUUGAUGUUACACCAAAACAAACUCUUAACAGUCAAACUUAUACACAGUGUAUGGCGCUCAGUGAUGCUAUUCAAAGUAAGAAUCCAAAAAAGAAAUCAGCUGAAAGGACACUUCAGUCAUUGUCUAGGUUGAAAAAACAAACAGAAAAAAAAUCUCAGAGACCGAGAAAAGUGUUUGAGCAUUUUAACAAAGCAAGACGAAUUGCGUUGAAGCGUGGAGUGGAUGGAUUUAAAGAACUUCAAGAGGAAGAAGAUUCGAAGGAUAAGCAAGAAAAAACUGAAGAUCCAUAUGAUAUUGACAGAAUGUUUAACGAAGUACAAACUCCAGUGAAAUCAUUUCAUGGAGAAAGAACAAAAUUCAAACCCAAUACUUCAAAGUCAAGAAAGAAUCUAUAUAGAAGCUCUCUGCAAAUUAAGGACGAAAAGAGGUUGAAAAUGAAAGACAAAAAAAGUGAUAUUUCAAGGAAAAUGUCAGCGCCCUCAAAUGUCAUGUACAAUAAUUUUUUCGGAAUUGAUAUUAAAAAAAGUGAUUACUCUGUUACACACACAAAGGAAAAUAAAGCAGCAAGUAAACUUAAGAAUGAAGUGCUAAUGAAAUCGAAAACUGAAGAGAAAAAAAAUGAAUGCUCCAAAGACAUUUUAAGUGUUGGUGGAAAUGGUUGUGAGGGAUACCAGUCAUCCAGCUGCUUCAAAGAUAUCGAUUCAGAAGUACACAUAGAAAAAACUGUUGAAAAUUGUGACAGCAAAUACAAUAGUGACUCAAUUGAGCAAGAUAAUGACACAAUACAUGUCAGGAGGGAAUUAAUUGAGAAAGACACUGAUAGGAAAAAAGAUUUACAUUUACCAGUAUUCAGAUUCAGAGAACACCAUAUAUCAGUUGCAGAACAUAAUGAUGAAAAAUCCUUUAAUUAUGUAUCAGUUGAAAAGAUUGAGGAUGAAACAUUUCAAAACAAUUGUGUAAAGGAGGAAGAUUUACAAUUGCUGUCUGACCAAGAGGAAGAUGAGGUGUUGUUACUCUGAUCAAUUCAUCUCAAGAUUGUUUGUAUUAAUAACACAUUUACCAGCAAUAAUCUGUACACUCAUGUUUUCACAACAGGUUGACUUUUGAAGUCCCUUAUGUACAGUAUAUUUUGAUAGCAAGGUUUCAGUUUUUACAAUCAAAAAACUCUAUAUUAUUAAUUCUAAUUAUUGCAUUUCUUAUUUACUAUAUAUAGUAUUAAAUAUAUUUUUAAUAAUUUUGUAAAAUAUUGUACAUAAUUUAUUAUUUAACUCUAUAUUAUUUAUUCUAAUUAUUGCAUUUCUUAUUUACUAUAUAUAGUAUUAAAUAUACAGUAUUAUAGUUUUAAUAAUUUUGUAAAAUAUUGUCCUUCGACAUAAUUUAUUAUUAUUUUUUUGACCAGCCUGUAUUGCAAAUAUUAUUUCUGGGAUCUGGUUAAUGUGCUUUCAUAACACAUGUUAUGAUAUUCAUGGCCAGAGGUUUAGGGAGACAAUACUGUAACUAAUACAGUAGUAAACAUGAAGAUAAGAAUUUGCAGUUGGGUUAGUUUCUGGGAGAAUUUUGUUAGUUGCAGGAGUGCAAUAAAUGCUAUAUGAUUGGUACAUUAUGAAUUAUUUUUAUUAGUAUUAAAAAAACAUUGUCCCAUAUCGGAACCAAAGUCUCCCAAGUGAACUUUAUGCCAAGAUGGUGUAGUCGUUCAAACGUUCAGUUAUUACUUGUACUUGUAGAAUAACCCAUAACUUGCAGUGCCAUAGAGCUGAAUUACAUAUGGACGUGGUCUGUGACUCUAGCUGCCAUAAAGGGGUGCUUAUAAUGACUACAUUUCCACAUCAUUCCAGAGCCUGAAAUGAACCAUAGCAUUGGGGUAACCCCCUAAUCUUCCGAAAGAUGCAAUGGGUUCUUUAUAGUGCACACGAGCCAGAUGUCUACGCUGGACCUCUAUUUUAAGUCCUUAUCCGAGAAGACUUGGUUCUACUAACCAAUACCAAUGUUAAGGUUAUAGUUAACAGCACCCCGCCUUAACACUCUGCCACUUGAUUCGCCAAGUUAGAGAAGUGUAUUGCAUUAAAUGAUAUUCAAUUCAGAUGAGGACAAUACCAAAUUUAAUAUAAAUGUUUGUACUGUAUGUUAUUUUUUUCUAGUGACCAGGCAAAUAAUGAUAAUCUGCUGUAUAUUUUUUUAUUCUAUUUGAAUGUAUAGUGUGAUGCUGAUGUUAAGGUUGUAGUUAUUGGCAAUCCUGCCUUAACGCUCAGCUACUCCACUCACCAAAAAAUGUAUUGCAUUAAACAAUAUUUAAUUCAGAUGAGGACAAUAUUUAUUGUUUCUAAAUACAGUACCAAAUUUAAUAUAAAUGUUUGUACUGUAUAUUUUUCCCAGUGAACAGGCAAAUCAUAAUCUGUUGUACUGUACUUUAUAUUUUUUCUAUUUCAAUGUAUGUAUGUGAUGUAUAUUAUAUUCAAUGAAAUUAAUUUAAUAAAAUUAAUUUAUUAAAAGUAGAAAGAAUCUACAAAAUACA
This is a messenger RNA of Anneissia japonica, 4052 nucleotides long. RefSeq lists its product as uncharacterized. Gene Ontology annotation, biological process: peptidyl-threonine phosphorylation; peptidyl-serine phosphorylation. Gene Ontology annotation, molecular function: ATP binding; protein serine/threonine kinase activity. The record is from RefSeq and is a predicted model, not a curated record. Bases 1 to 2559 code for a protein of 852 amino acids. The transcript has 8 exons. NCBI's taxonomy places the organism in Eukaryota, Metazoa, Echinodermata, Crinoidea, Comatulida, Comatulidae.